This is a messenger RNA of Kwoniella botswanensis, 273 nucleotides long. RefSeq lists its product as uncharacterized. Lineage: Eukaryota; Fungi; Basidiomycota; Tremellomycetes; Tremellales; Cryptococcaceae. The record is from RefSeq and is a predicted model, not a curated record. Gene Ontology annotation, cellular component: endoplasmic reticulum membrane; signal peptidase complex. The transcript has 4 exons. Gene Ontology annotation, biological process: protein targeting to ER. The coding region runs from base 1 to 273 and encodes 90 amino acids.
AUGAACAACCUACCACAAUCGGUUCAAAAAGUAUUGGAAGGGAGGAUCGAUCCCAAAUCUCAACAUCUUCUCGAACAAUUCUCUCAGACAUUUCUGAUCAUCCUGACCAUAAUAUCAUUCAUAUCUUCUUAUUUCUCAAGCUCAGUGAUCCUGGGGUUAGAACUCUUCUUAGGUGGUUUGGUCAUUCUCUUACUCGCUGCAGUUCCUCCUUGGCCAUACCUCAAUCGAUAUCCUAUAAAAUUUCUACCAGUGAGGAAAUUACAUCAGACUUGA